Messenger RNA from Brassica rapa (field mustard), 1710 nucleotides. RefSeq names its product zinc finger CCCH domain-containing protein 22. Gene Ontology annotation, molecular function: nucleic acid binding; metal ion binding. NCBI's taxonomy places the organism in Eukaryota, Viridiplantae, Streptophyta, Magnoliopsida, Brassicales, Brassicaceae. The record is from RefSeq and is a predicted model, not a curated record.
AUUAUCUUUUUUUCAGGAAACCACCUACAAGAAAUAAAAAAGAGUAAGAAAUGUAAAUUACUAAAAAUUGUAAAGCCGGGUUCCGUUUAGGGGUCGGGACAAGAGGCUAAAACGAGAGCGGUGUUGCUGCUAUGGCGAGCGAAGAAGACAAAGCCCUUGAAGAUCUUCUCGACUAUCAGCUGAAAGACCAAAGAGAAUCACUUUCAGCCAUCGAAGAAGCCCUCGCCUCUGACCCUUCUAAUCCCGACCUCCUCUCGGUACAUGAAGAGCUUGUUGGAGCAAUCAAGGAUGCAGAGGAAGGGCUUUUCCAGUUAAAACGUGCUCGGUUAUUACAGGAAGCUGACAUUGUUCUCCACGGUCUGAAUAAUAACGCUGCUGCAGUCAAACCUGCAAAUGAGCUGGAGCCAAAGAGAAAGGAUUUGGAUGAUGGAUCGAAAUGUAGAUUCAGGCACACUGAUGGACGUUGGUAUAACGGUCGCAUUAUCGGGUUUGAAGGAUAUGAUUCUGCAAAGAUCUCUUUCCUCACACCCACUUCCGAGAAUAUGAUGAUGUGCAAGUUCUUCUUGCAAGGGAGGUGUCGGUUUGGCAGUUCCUGUCGUUUAUCACAUGGAGUUGAUGUGCCGAUAUCUUCUCUGAAGAACUAUGAAGAGACUGAGUGGAAGCAGUCCAUGGUAGGCUCCAAGAUUUGGGCAGUUUCUGGAAGCAAAUACGAUGUAUGGAGGGUGGGUGAACUUGAAUCAUGGGAUGAUAAGUUACAGCUAGGCGGAGUUGUUUUCAGAGAUGAUGGAAGCUCAGUAAAGCUAGGUUCUGAUGCUAUGGUAUUAUCAGAGUACGCUGAUGAUGAUGGAGAAGGCGAGGAUGAUGAGGAAGAAGAUGGGAGUGAUUCAGGCUCUGAAGAAGAAUCUGUUUCAAGUGAUUACGAUGAAGAGUUUCCUCAAGGCAUAGGCAUUCUAGGAACCACAGAUCAAAGGAGAGGAGGCGUACAGAAUGAGACAGCUAUAUUCGCCAAGUGGGAGAAUCACACCAGAGGGAUAGCUUCUAAGUUGAUGGCAAAUAUGGGUUACCGUGAAGGGAUGGGACUCGGCGUCUCCGGUCAAGGGAGGUUAGACCCAAUUGUUGCAAAAGUGCUACCUCCAAAGAGGUCGUUGGAUCACGCUCUCGAGCAUAUCAAGAACGGAGAAGCUAAAAGCGAGAAACCAAAGAAGAAGAGGAGCAGAGGUGGGAGAAGGAAGCGUGAGAAGAAGUUUGCAGAAGCAGCUAGAGCGGCGAAACAGGAAGAGGAAUCAGAUUUGUUUAGCUUCAUCAACAACCACGAGAAAGCAACUGGGAGAGAGUCUGUGAAAAAGAGGCAGAACAUCGGUCCGGUAGACAGGAAAGCACUGGUUGCGUACGAAGACGAAGUCAAGGACUUGAAGUUUCAAGUAAAGAAACUAGAAGAGAUGGUGAAGAGAAACAAAAGAGAUCAGAGUUUUUCAGAUGCUGCGACGAGGAGAUUGAAAGAAGUCCAGAAGGCACUGGCUUCAACGUUAGCAGCUCAAGCUUCUGCCUCCAAUGCUGUAGAAAGCAAAGAGAACGAAAAGAAAUGGCUCAAGUUCUAGAAACAUUGCACCUUAAUCAGUUUUUAACAUAUAUUUCAUUGGGAGAGACAAUGGAACCUUCGUGAUUAUAAUUGCGUUUACAAGUAACAACAGUUGCAUACAUUUUCUCAUA